AUGCUCGCUGCAAGAAAUCGCCUUCUAGCAUCUAAAUCUCGCUCAUUCAAAGAAGAAGAAGAGGAUGAUAUGAUAUUUGAAGAAGCACCUUCUGGAAAGGUUAAUCAACACAGCUCACAAUCAUCAACGCGAGAGCACUAUAAUCCAUAUAGUGUUAACAACGGAGUAGGGCACGCUGAAGGCGAUAGAGAGUCGCCAUGGCUAAUCGAUAGACCUAACAGAAAAGGAAAGAGUACCUACUUGUCUAGCCAGGGGCGAAUGGAUUAUGUGGUAUCCGACCAAGCACGAGCAUUGUCGGCAAAGAGAGCUAGAUUAACAUCUGAUUUAAGCGAUGAUGAGCGCCCGUCGUAUGGUCACCAAAGUGCCAGUCAAUCCCAAAGGUCAAAACAGCCUCCACCAUCACUCAAUAUAGAUGCUUUCACGUUGAGCAGCAAUACAUUUGAUAAUCGUAAACUCCGGGCGGACCUUGAGCGUGCUAAACGAUGGAUCAAACAAGCUGAAGAGAGCUUUGAAGAACUAGUGAAUGUUCGCUACACUGAAGCAGAAAAGAAUUUGGAAAAAGUUCGGGAGAAAUACGAAGACCGAUUCGAAUCGUCUGAAAAACUCAUCAAGUCUUUACAGCUUACGCAACAUCAGCUUGAAGUUAAUCUUGAUGCCACACGAGACGAGUUGAAAUCACGACGAGAGCAAGUCGAGACUUUAAAGAAAGAGAAUGCCGCACUGCAGGCACAGUGUAAGAAACAAGGCACCACGACCAUGGACCACGAAGAACUUCAACAAUUCAAUCGAUGGAAAAAGAACAAGUCCUACAUGGAUUCAGAAGCUAAUGACGAAAUCAUUUCUGAACGGGAUCAAUUGAAAGCACAAGUUGCACAAUUAACGACUACAAUUCGAUUACGAGAACAAGAGCGCGACAUACAUAUUGAGAAAGCAAAGGCUAGUGAUAAUAAGAAGUCUUUACUUGCAAACGGGAUCUACUCUACAUCGGAUGGAAGCAAGAGCGACAAAACCGAAAUGUAUGAGGACCUUACCGGCCUGCUCUUGACUGAUGUGAAGAAGUCAAACGAUAGUAUAGUUUACAACUGCCUGCAAACGGGUCGCAACGGAACUUUACAUUUCAAGUUAACGCAAAACCAUAAUCAGCCUAAUGAACUACACUACCAACCAAUGCUUGACGAACGAAGAGAUGCUGAUUUAAUAAUGAGGCUUCCAGAUUAUCUGACUACGGAAAUAGAAUUCACGCGUGACAAGGCCAAUUUGUUCUUUUGGCGUUUAUUGACGUUUCUCCAAUCCAGCGAUAAGAAGGACCAUUCAUCAAAUCACUAG
Molecule: messenger RNA, 1326 nt
Organism: Umbelopsis ramanniana AG
Lineage: Eukaryota; Fungi; Mucoromycota; Umbelopsidomycetes; Umbelopsidales; Umbelopsidaceae
Exons: 6
Coding region: 1-1326 (441 amino acids)
Biological process (GO): meiotic sister chromatid segregation; homologous chromosome segregation; attachment of mitotic spindle microtubules to kinetochore
Cellular component (GO): chromosome, centromeric core domain; nucleolus; monopolin complex
Molecular function (GO): protein binding; microtubule site clamp
Source: RefSeq, a predicted model, not a curated record